AUGACGAGACUAGGCCCCUUGACGGCGCAGGCCUUGGGCCGAUCACCUUUUGACGAUGUUGUUGAAGGCGAGGGAGAAACUGAUUCUCGUGCGCCAGAGCAACAGUAUGAUAGCCGAGGCCGACCGAUCAAUCCGGAAACGAAGCGUAUGAACCGCGACAUGGUUCGAUCUCACAACGAGGUUAUGCAGGUCAUAGGUGUUGCGGAGCCUGACAACACUCCGUCUUCAGCGGAAGUCGAUUCAGUGCGACGAUAUUUCAACUAUGAAGAUGCUGUCGGUACACGGUUGCUCCGUUUUGGACGUGCCUUGGAGAUAGGAGGAGUCUGGGGCAUCAACGGCAUGCGACUGCGCAUCCUUCUGUAUAAGCGCUAUGCAGAUAUCUCGUUCUUCGAGCUGUUUCAAUACGAAAGAAGUCAGCGCUCGAUAUCGAGCGCUCUCGUCACCGGCUUGCCAACUUUUCUGGGUGGACACGUCUUCAAGAUGGCCACAUACUACGUAUAUCCUUUCCCAAGAAAGAACAAGUGGAUCAACGCUGGCUUGUCGUAUGUCAGAGUGCAUCUUCAGCUCUACGUCUUUCUUCAGAGACUAGACAUCAUAUCUCCCAGCAAAUGGUUCCCGUCGCUGGAAUUCUUCAUUCCAGGAUCGUCCUCGUCACCCAUCGCAGCCCCGGCCCCUCCCAAAGACUUAAGUGCUGCUUCGCUAGCACAGUACGCCGGCGCAUGGUGUAUCAACGCGAUCCCAUUUGUCUCCUUUGUUGUUUGGGGUCAGAUAUGGACUGAGGUCACAGGUCACUUGUGGCAGGAGUUUUACGGGCGAUUGCCGAACACGGUGCACCAUCGCAAGCCUCCCCCACCACCUCCUCCACCGCCGGCGCCGCUUCCUGAGAUCCCUGAACCGGAGCCACCAAGUCUUGAACCACAGGAAGAAGAAGUGCCUGUUACUGAAUUCCAGCAUGAUGCCAUCUCGAGCGAAAUACCCUCCGAGGCUAGUGAAGCAGCUCCAGUCCAAGCAGUCCGUCGCCCAAGCGCUUUCUCGGCUAGGGGAGACGACUAUGGCAGCGAUGACGAGGAGGAUGGAGGGGUUAGCGCAACCUUAAUCAGCUUCGAUGUUGAGGCUACUGAUUCAACCGAUGCUCCUCCGGGCUUGUGGUCUGCCGAGCUUCGGCCAAGCACUGGACCGGAGGGUCCUGGAUAUGGUCAUGCCUCGGUGCAAUACAUGGACACUAUGCUAACACGACUCCCCGCGUGUCUGGCGUCCGAUAUCUUCACCGUCAUUUCGGGAUACAUUCUUGUCUCGCCAUACGAGGCUCUUGCGCUUCGGCUAGUCGCGAGGUCGUACCGGUCGAGAAUGGGGCUUCCUGUAUCCGAUAUUCAUGAAGUCAACAUCUUCAGUGGCAUGACUUUGAGGGGUGUUACCAACUUCCUGGGGCUAGAAUUCUUGCACUUGGUGAUUGCUGGUGAACUAUGGGCCCUAAUAACAGGCCUCGCCCAAUGGUUCCACCUUACGGAGGAAGAAUGGAAGCUAUUCAAUGAAAUGGAUGAAGCCGAAGCCGCAGAGGAAAGACGACGACAGGAGCAAGCUGGACAUUGA
Molecule: messenger RNA, 1590 nt
Organism: Colletotrichum truncatum
Lineage: Eukaryota; Fungi; Ascomycota; Sordariomycetes; Glomerellales; Glomerellaceae
Source: RefSeq, a predicted model, not a curated record